This is a messenger RNA of Blepharisma stoltei, 3055 nucleotides long. Lineage: Eukaryota; Ciliophora; Heterotrichea; Heterotrichida; Blepharismidae. The record is from the annotation of a GenBank genome assembly.
AUGAUAGAUAGCAACGCUGAAAAUUAUCAGGAAAAUACGCUUGAUACUGAAGUAACUAGAGAGAGAUCAAUUCAGACAACUAUGAAAUUAGUUGGGGAAAUUCAAGAAAGUAAUAGUGCUACUGGAAGUAUUGAAGCAAAUUCAUCACUUUUGAUUAAUAAUCCUCUAACUUCCAGCCAAAAUGAAACAUCAAAUCGAGCGCAAAAUGAGCCUCCUUUACUUUCGAGCUCACACACAGCAAGAGCUUGGCCACAAAAUGAACAGCAUCGUCUUCAUGCGGAAGAUUUCAAGAAUUUAAUCACUGCUGAACCCAAAUCUCUAAUCCAAAAGAUAACGAAAACAGAUAAAAUUGAUCUUCAAAUGCCAAAUUUAGAAAGAGAGAGACCAGAAAAUGAGCAUUCUCCACCUCCUGCGGGUGAAUUUAAACUUACCAUUCCUGAUGGCACGAAAAAAUCUAAUGCUUGUCUUCCUCAUCCUCCACCUCUUACUGUUCAAAAUAAUACCCCUGAUAUACCCAGCAUAUUCCCAAAUAAUAGAGAUAAAAAUAUUCUUCAAGAGCGAAAAACUAAUAAUUUAUUUGAAAGAAGUAAAAGCCCUAAUACGAACCCAUUUCCUGUUUCCCAAACAAAAUCUCAUAAAUAUAAAAUUCCAUCAGUCAGCAAAGAAAUAAAAAUAAAGGAUUAUACAAUUUCGAGCGAAAGCUCAGAAAGCGAAAUGAAUGACACAGAUCGGAUUAUUCCAUCAGUGAGAAGCUCUAUCCGUGAUGAAGCAAGUAUACCAGCUCCUUCAGUUUUUAUGACGAAAAAUCAAUUUAUAAAAGAACAGCUUGACGAGCGAAGCCAAAAAUCUCAAAUUAAACUCCAGCAAUCAGUGUUUGAAGAUGAAAAUUCAAGUAAUUUAAGUGAAGAUAAAAAUUCAAGUAAUUUGAGUGAAGAUGAAAAUUCAAGCAAUCAGAGUGGAUAUAUAGAUAUGACACAAUCAUUUGAAGAUAGCGGACAAGAUAAAAUGACUCAAAAACAGCCACCAAAUUCAUUAAAUCAGCCAUGAAAGCAAAAUCCUAUACACUAUUAGACAGCUGGAAAAACAUUUUUACUAGUUGAUUAAACUAAUAUCUUAUUUUCCCCUUAAAAUAAGCCAUUUUGAAGAAAGAAAUAGGCACUGGUCAUCCAAUAAUAUGGCAUUCAGGCUGCAAAAUAUUGCAUAAUACCCCUGUGAGUAAAUUACCACCCCCACCUAAAACUUUUAAUGUAAUAUUAAAAAGUGAUAUUCAACCUAAGCAAUCAAAAGUUGCUAUCGAUGAAGGCUACAAUAGCGAUGAUUUCGAUAGUGAUGAAGCUGAGAUACUUUACAAUAAUACUCCAAAAGAAUUAAUAAAUACUCCAGAAGACUUAAUAAAUGCUCCAAAAGACUUAAAAACUACUCCAAAAGAUUUAAUAAAUACUCCAAAAGACUUAAAAAAUGUUGCAAAAGACUUAAAAAAUACUCCACAGGACUUAAUAAAUGCUCCAAAAGACUUAACAAAUACUCCAAAAGACUUAAAAAAUACUCCACAAGACUUAUAGAGGUUUCCUCUAUAUAGCGCUGAAAGCGCAGACAUUUUCCCAGGAGCUUUCCAAGUUCGUCGGACCGAAUCGCUUUUUGGUCCGACCAAGGCAUUGAUUUGGUGCAACCAACCGAUAAAUUCCGAUCAGAAUUUAUCGGCCUUACAGCGCCAAACAUAGGAAACUUCUAUAAUAAAUACUUCAAAAAACUUAAAAAAUACUCCAAAAGAUUUAAUUAAUGAAGAACAAUUUUCAUUGGCCAUUCCAGCCAUGCUUGAAAAUUUAUUAUGAUUAUUAAAUCACCGCCAAAUGUUCCUUGCUCUAGCUGAGGUUCUUUCUAAUAUGAAAAUGAUUUAAUUUAUUUUUAAUAUAUUGUUUCGAAAUUCACAGAUCCCAAUUUGCAAAAAUUUGUGUAAAUAAAUGCAAUUUAAUUAAUUAAAUAUAAGUUUUAGAAGGAACUGUUUAAAUUUAAUAGAAUUCAUUAUAAAAACAACUACACAUACAAAUUAUUUUUUAUGAAAAUUAUGGGAUAAUUUCUAUGAAGAAUGCAGAGCUUGCUCGCUAACAGAUUGGUAGUUAGUGGCUCUCAUACUAGAAUAUUCACUGCUUUAUGUGCUUUAACAGAAAAUGCUCCUGAAGCAAUGAAGCCCGGGUUUACUUCUCUUUUAUCUUCAUUUCAUUGUGAAAAAUGCCAAGUGAAUCUUUAUGAGGGAGUUACAAGCUGCAAUCAUAAAUUAUGUAAAGAAUGUUCCAUCGAAUCAUUACGAAAAAGGACAAAUGGCCUAAUUCUGUUAACAACUUAUGAAGAAGAAAGCUUUAGAACGAUGUGCCCAAAGUGCAAAAAAAAAUUGCUCGAUAAAGACUUGGAAGCUAUUUUAGGAGACAAUUAUGAGAUUUAUGAUUUAGAGAGAAACAAGCGACAAUUAGAACAAGAUAAUCAACGAAGACAUGCCUAUAUGAGCACAUCUUCAGAAACCGAUCAUGAGUGCUUUACUUGCCAUAAGGAAUUAAAAGAUGAGAUGUGCUUUAAAAAUGAUGUAUGCAAACACCAAUGCAAAGAAUGCUUGGCAUCUAGUAUGAGAAGAGGAAGGACAGGAUGUCCUCAUUGUAGGCAAACUUAUUCAAUGAAUAUUUCCACCGAGAAUGAUAUCUGCCAAGGCUGCAAUCAAUUGAUGUAUUUUAUUGGAAAUAACUUGAGAAAAGUUUGCAAUGGCCAUUUGAUGUGUAAUCGCUGCAUAAACGAAUCUUAUCAAGCGAAGAAGUGCAAAAUAUGUAAGAUAACUGCAGAUCGCAAUUUAUUAUUGGAAUUUGAUAGGAUUUUAUUUGGGAGAUGCACUGGGCCUUGUGAGCAAAAAAAACUGUUAGAUUAUUUCAUAUUGAAAGAAUGCUGCAAUCAAGAUGUAUGCAUCGAAUGCCAAGCAAAUGACAAGGAAGCCUGCAUUAAGUGUAGAAAACCACUUGGAAACUGGGCUAAACAGCAGCUACAAUAUAUAGCAAGUAGGCAAAGCAUAUAA